Messenger RNA from Durio zibethinus, 1088 nucleotides. The record is from RefSeq and is a predicted model, not a curated record. NCBI's taxonomy places the organism in Eukaryota, Viridiplantae, Streptophyta, Magnoliopsida, Malvales, Malvaceae.
GCAAAAUUUAGUAUUACGCCAUUCUUCUUAUUUCCCUUCGUUAAUGAUUUUUUUAAUCAGUUUUAAGUUUUAACAACUUAAAAACUAAUCAUUUAGACCUUUUUCUUGUACAACUAUUUUGACCAUUACAUUAUAUGUAAUAAUAUAUUAAUAUACAAGAAACUUGAUAUGACUAGGAAACUUUUAAGCUUCAGCAAAGAAGAUCAAAGAAAAUAUUCAAUCCUACAGCAACAAAUUCUCGAAGUCCUUCAGUUUUUCAAUCUGGUAUGAGUGAAGGCUACAGAAAUGCAAGUGCAAGCUCCAGCUCAAGUUUGAAUAGCAGUUUCCAAGAUACAGAGGAUGAUCAGACCUUAGCAAGCAUCUUAGCAGAAGAGGAAAACUUGCACAAUGAUGGCAGGCUUGCAAAAAAACUCUCUCAUCUGGAUUCCAUUCCGCACACUCCUCGUGUCAAUGGUGAAAUACCCGAUGUGAAUGAUGCAACCUUAGAUCAUGAACGAUUGUCUGAAAGGUUGGCCACUUAUGGUUUAGCUGAAUUGCAAAUUGAGGGUGAUGGAAAUUGCCAGUUUCGAGCAUUAGCAGAUCAGUUGUUCCGUGAUUCAGACUACCACAAACAUGUCAGGAGGCAGAUUGUCAAGCAGCUAAAACAUUCCAGAAAGUUGUACGAAGGCUAUGUCCCGAUGAAGUACAAAGGCUACCUUAAGAAGAUGAAAAAAUCUGGGGAAUGGGGAGAUCAUGUCACUCUGCAAGCAGCUGCUGACCGAUUUGGAGCCAAAAUUAAUUUAGUAACCUCUUUUCGUGAUACUUGCUACAUCGAGAUCAUGCCCAAACAAGCAAGUCCUACUAGAGUCUGGCUGAGCUUCUGGAGUGAAGUACAUUACAAUUCAUUGUAUUCUAAUGGAGAUGUUCCCACCAGAGCACCAAGAAGAAAGCAUUGGCUCUUUUAGGAUUAUAUAUAUAUAUAAUAUUCACCGUUUAUAUAUAUAUCGAAUGUACUUUUUCUUUACCUUUAUACUACCUUCCAAAACUUGAGGCUGAUGUUGUAAUUUUAUAACUAAAAUUUUACUUUUUAUACAAAUAAUUGACAUUAA